Messenger RNA from Coregonus sp. 'balchen', 10531 nucleotides. NCBI's taxonomy places the organism in Eukaryota, Metazoa, Chordata, Actinopteri, Salmoniformes, Salmonidae. The record is from the annotation of a GenBank genome assembly.
ACCAGGCAGCUGAGAGGCGAACAAGCAUUGUCACCGGGCCAGUGGUACACGUAGCAAGGUAGCUGCAACGCAGCAUACUAAUUUACCGGCUUUUUCGUAAGUGUUUUUGAAUACUUAUGAUACAUUCUCAUACUGUGCGGUGUUUCCGUUUGUUAAAAUGAAAACCCAAAACAUAAUCUCUAAUUUAACAGGCACAAAAACAGUCGGUAGCAAGCGAAACUUUAGCUAGCUAGCUAGCUGCGCGUUAGCUAGCUGGCUAAUGUUGCUAAUGAAACCAUAUGCUAGCUAACGACAGCCACUAGUAAAACGGGAAACGAACGAGAUACUAGUUGUUGCUUGUUGUAAGGGCGUUUUUUUUGAUAACACAUAGCUGACUGCAAUAACGAGCUUCUUCACAACUGGUGUUAAUUUGUUAUACAAAGUUAGCUGGGUGUCACAGGCGGUGCAUCAGGGAAAACAUUCCGUAUAGCACUAGGAACUCGACAAGCAACUGGUGCUGUAACUACAGGUAUACACCACUUGACUUGUUCCAGCCUGAAUUUAAAAUGUAUUACAUUUAAUGUCAAAGUGGAAUUAUGUUUGUCGAAAUGUAAAGGAGUAAAAAUGUGCUUAACAAGUCACAUAAUAAGUUGCAUGGACUCACUGUGUACAAUAAGUGUCUAACAUUAUUUUUGAAUUACUACUUAAUCUCUGUACCCCGCACAUAUAAUUAUCUGUAAGGUCCCCUCAGUCGAGCAGUGAAUUUCAAACACAGAUUUAACUACAAAGACCAGGGAGGUUUUCCAAUGCCUUGCAAAGAAGGGCACCUAUUGGUAGAUGGGUAAAAAUAAGACGCAGACAUUAAAUAUCCCUUUGAGCAUGGUGAAGUUAAUUACACUUUGGAUGGUGUAUCAAUACACCCAGUCACUACAAAGAUACAGGCAUCCUUUCUAACUCCGUUGCCGGAGAGGAAGGAUUUCACCAUGAGGCUGUGAUUGGAGAAAACCUGAGUAUGGAUCAACAACAAUGUAGUUACUCCACAAAACGAACCUAAAUGACAGUGACAAUAAGGUAAUACUGCAAAAAAAUAUGGCAAAGUAAUUAACAUUUAGUCCUGAAUACAAAGUGUUAUGUUUGGGGCAAAUACAACACAUUACUGAGUACCACUCUCCAUAUUUUCAAGCAUAGUGGUGGCUGCAUCAUGUUAUGCGUCUCCUGAGUGGCGCAGUGGUCUAAGGCACUGCAUUGCAGUGCUAACUGUGCUACUAGAGAUCCUGGUUCGAAUCCAGGCUCUGUCGCAGCCGGCCGCGACCGGGAGACUCAUGGGCGGCGCACAAUUGGCCCAGCGUCGUCCAGGGUAGGGGAGGGAAUGGCCGGUAGGGAUGUAGCUCAGUUGAUAGAGCAUGGCGUUUGCAACGCCAGGGUUGUGGGUUCGAUUCCCACGGGGGGGCAGUAUAAAAAAAAUAUGUAUUCACUAACUGUAAGUCGCUCUGGAUAAGAGCGUCUGCUAAAUGACUAAAAUGUAAAUGUAAAAAAUGGGUAUGCUUGUAAUUGUUAAGUACUGGAGUUUUUCAGGAUUAAAAAAAAAAAGAAACAGAAUGGGGCUAAGCACAGGCAAAUUCCUAGAGGAAAACCUGGUUCAGUCUGCUUUCCACCAGACACUGGGAGAUUAAGUCCCCUGUCAGCAGUACAAUAACCUAAAACAAGGCCAUAUCUACACCGGAGUUGCUUACCAAGAAGACUGUGAAUGUUCCUUAGUGGCCGAGUAACAGUUUUGACUUAAAUAUACUUUAAAAAAUCUAUGGCAAGACCUAAAAAUGGUUGUCUAGCAAUGAUCAACAACCAAUUUGACAGCUUGAAGAAUUUCUAAAUAAAUUAUGGGCAAAUGUUGCAAAAUCCAGGUGUGGAAACCUCUUAGAUUUACCCAGAAAGAAUCACAGCCGUAAUCGCUGCCAAAGGUCAUUCUAAAAAACGAUUGACUCGGGUGUGAAUACUUAUGUAUUUCAUUUUCAAUAGAUUUGCAAAAAUAUCUAAAAACAUGUUAUCACUUUAUGGGGUAUUGUCAAAUCAAAUCAAAUCACAUUUUAUUGGUCACAUGCGCCGAAUACAACAGGUGCAGACAUUACAGUGAAAUGCUUACUUACAGCCCUUAACCAAUAGUGCAUUUAUUUUUAACAAAGAAAGUAAAAAUAAAACAACAAAAAGUGUUGAGGAAAAAAAGGGCAGAAGUAAAAUAAAAUAACAGUAGGGAGGCUAUAUAUACAGGGGGGUACCGGUGCAGAGUCAAUGUGCGGGGGCACCGGCUAGUUGAGGUAGUUGAAGUAAUAUGUACAUGUGGGUAGAGUAAAAGUGACUAUGCAUAAAUAAUUAACAGAGUAGCAGCAGCGUAAAAAGGAUGGGGUGGGGGGGCAGUGCAAAUAGUCUGGGUAGCCAUGAUUAGCUGUUCAGGAGUCUUAUGGCUUGGGGGUAGAAGCUGUUGAGAAGUCUUUUGGACCUAGACUUGGCACUCCGGUACCGCAUGCCGUGCGGUAGCAGAGAGAACAGUCUAUGACUAGGUUGGCUGGAGUCUUUGACAAUUUUGAGGGCCUUCCUCUGACACCGCCUGGUAUAGAGGUCCUGGAUGGCAGGAAGCUUGGCCCCAGUGAUGUACUGGGCCGUACGCACUACCCUCUGUAGUGCCUUGCGGUCGGAGGCCAAGCAGUUGCCAUACCAGGUGGUGAUGCAACAAGUCAGGAUGCUCUCGAUUUUACAUUUACAUUUUAGUCAUUUAGCAGACGCUCUUAUCCAGAGCGACUUACAGGAGCAAUUAGGGUUAAGUGCCUUGCUCAAGGGCACAGACAGAUUUUCCACCUAGUCGGCUCUGAGAUUAGAACCAGCGACCUUUCGGUUACUGGCACAACGCUCUUACCCACUAAGAUACCUGCCGCCUAUUCCCUAUAUAGUGCACUACUCUAGACCAGGGUCCAUGGGGCUAUAGUCAUAAGUAGUGCACUAUAUAGGGAAUAGGGUGCCAUUUUGGGAUGCAUCCUCAGUUAGGUGACAGUCCUACUCAACAACCAUCCAUUCAAACUAAACAGAAUAAAAACAUAUCUCUACUAUGGAUGAAACAUGAUCUCUAAGCCAAGCAAAUGACUGGAGAAAUCCAAUACAAGUCUCUCUAAGUUUAUAAUGCAUAUUUAGUAUUGGCUGGUGGUCUCCUCCCUGCAUUCAUUCCAUCAGCUACAAAAAAUGAGCAGCAACAGAGAUAUGUAAUACAACGAAUGGAGUGCAACAUUCAAGUCAUGAUUCCAUUCAAACCCAAUGAUGCUUAUGUUUGGAAUACAUUUGUGAGGCAUUAAGUGUUGGUGAGUACAUAUUCUGCAGCGAGGGUGACUGCUACAGACAGGUUAUAAACAAUAAGAGGACAUUGGCUACAGACUUGAGUAUGGACUAACUGAAUAUUAAGAUGUGUUUGUGUGUGCGGAUGUGCAUAUUUCUGAGGCUACUGUCGUAAGUCUACACUUGGAAUAUUGAUCUUCCUCAAAGUAUUACAAUUUAAUGAAAAAUGUACGUAUUACAUAACAUGCAAUGUCUCACAUCCACUUCCUAGAAUUGUUAUUGAAUGGCCAGUGUGGUUUUGGCGAAUAGUGAGUUUUUUUCACUCUAAUAUACUACUCGUAAGCAUUUUGACUUUGGCAAGUUGUUGUUUUACAUUAGUAGUAGUACUUUGUAAACAAAGUACUAGAUUAUUUGUCAAGUACUAGACUGUUUGUCAAGUACUAGACUGUUUGCCAAGUACUAGACUAUUUGAUGUUAAUCCAGCAAGUGACUGUCAAGCAGUUUGAUGUCUGAACUUUGAAAAAGCAACAAUUACACUUUAUUUUACCGUCUGGUAUUUACUUUGAUAUUACAUGGUAACAGAGUAAUUAGAUGUUAUUCAUAAACACCUCUCAGUUUCUUGGGGACUCAUUGUAACCAUCUGGUACCAAAUGCUAUAGUACCAGAUAAUACCAUGGCCAAUUGUUACCAUGUACCGUAUUUGUCUAUGAUAUAUACCAGGCCAUACCAACUCUGAAGGACUGCAAAAUAAAACAAACUAACAAAUCAGACAGGAAGCUAAUCUGAAUGAUCCUAACUGGGGCAACCGAACCCAACAGCGGUGAAACUGAUAAGCAAUAAGAUGAGAAUGAGAGGACUGCUAAAUGCUUGUGAUAUCUUCUCCUUUAUCAAUGUACCAUUCCAGGAGCUAACAGUGCUAGCUACGCAAACCAUCUGAGAGCCUAUGGGGCACACGGGCCCCUGCCACAGCUGUUUAGAGCAGCCAACAGGCCACCAUGCUCACAUGGUGACACCAAGGAGCAGGUGUUGGGGGGGGGGGGGGGGGUGCAUCAGUGUCCCCCAUCGCUGGACGAAGGGCUUUCGGAUCGCCCCUCUUUCAGGCUGGCAGGCUGCUUCUUCUGCUUGUGUUUGGACUUCCUCAGCAUCCGCACCUUUGGGCCUGCUGCAGAUAUGAUGAUAUUUCCAGGGGCCUGUAUCCAGGGCUCUCCGUCCACCUGCACAGGGAUGGGCUUGGUCACUGUGAUACGCACGUAGUUACCCUGGGCGAGACGCAUCCCAGAGCGCAUGCCGCUCUGCACCUGGCCCAUGUGCACUACCCCGGUCACCCCCACCACCUCCAGCAUGCCAUCGUCAAUGCGGGGUUUCCCGUAGCGCGAGUCACCCUCUGAUCCCCACAGGUCUGCCCCAAAGCCCCAGCUGGGGAUGUUUAGGAAGAUGAGGCCUUCUAUGCUGGGCAGUUCUAUGUCUUGUUUGUCCACCUGCAGUUUGAGGUCCUUGUGAAGGUUCCGUGUGUGGCUCAGCUUCUGCAGACCCGCCUUCAGGUACACACCUUUGUUAUGGAACCUGCUGUUGAACUUUCCUGGUUCUUCUUCACGGGCAUGGUGGAAGUCCAAACUGAGCUCAGCAUCGAUGCCCAGCCCAAAAUAGUUGUUCAUCUGCACUAUCUUUGGUGGUUCCAGGAAGCCGUUCUCCUUGCCGUCCUCAGUGACUUCCUGUGCAUCCAGCAGGAUGGUCCAGCGGUCCAUCUGCACCUCCUCCGCCUCGUCUACAGACACCAGGAUGUGGUGGGGGUCCUCUCCGCUGUAGCCCGUCCCCCAGCGCAGGAUCCGCGCCAGGUCGUUACCUGUGCCCAGUGGAACAAUGCCAAUGGGGGGCUCGGGACAGACCAGUUUGUGUCUGAUGGCUUCCAGGACACUCAGGACCCAGCCCACCGUCCCAUCUCCCCCACACACCAGAACCCGGAAGCGGGGUACCUCCCUAAACGUGUGCAGUCCAGGCAAUGGUCCCCCGUUGGUCAUGUCAAACACUUGGUGGGGGUUCAGAAGCUUCCGGAAGCCAUAGAGAAGCUCUCGGCCCUUCAGCCCGCCGCUCUUGGGGUUGACAAACACCAGUAGGGGCGAGCCACCUUUGGGCAACUUGUUGUGCAUAAUCUCUGGUAUGACUAGGGAGGUCAGCUGCUGGUUGCUGACAGACGUGUCUUUGGCUAACAUGUAGAUCCUCUCAGCCUCAGAGAAACAUGAUAUCUGCACCACUACUGCACCUUGGCUCCCGUAAACAUGUGUGAUGGUGACCAAGUGACUCUUGAUAGCUAAGUGCUCCUGUAGCAGGUCUGCAUAUUCCUCCUUGCUCAGCUGUACAGGCAGUCCCUCUAGCAGCAGGUGGACCUGGACAACCUGCUUCCUGCUCUCCACUAUGUAGAAACGGGUCUGGUUCAUCUGCCUUAGGGAGAUCUUCCUUAUCUCCUGCAGUUUGUACAGCAGCAGCUCCUGGCCUGUCAGCCCUUGUCUCUGAACUUGCUUACUGCCCAUGUAAACCUCCACAAGGUUGAAGCUUGAUGGGUCUUCAUCCUGUCUUCCCAGUUGAGUGAGGACCUCCUUAAUGACAGAAUCCACCGUGCUGUUCUUGGAGAUGGAGAUCGAUAUGUACGCCACGCCAACCUUGAGCCAGCCGGCGUAAAUCUUGAGGACCUCUGUCUCCUGGGGUUUGGCCCUUAGGAGCCACGCCUCGGGCACAUUCUCCUUAAAGAUGGCCCUUUCGUCGGGGGUGCCGUUACGGUUGAGGAUGUCGUUGUGGUGUAGAGCCUGCUGGCCGUUGUCUUGGAGCUCGUAGUCCAGCGAGUCAUCUGGGAUGUAGAAGGUCCUCAACGCUGACUCCACCACUUCCUCAUUCUUGGUUAUCCGAGGAAUGGAGACCAAACGGAAGUGGCUGCGCUUGACUGCAUCGACCCCAUCAAACACCUUGAGAACCUGCUUCCCUGAAUCCACUGCGGUUGCCGGCUGGCUCUCCUUUGUAGGUGCUGGAAUCUGGGUGUCAACUUCGUCCAAGUUAUCCAGCUCAUUCUGGCAGCUCUCAGAGAUGCGGUAGCAGUGCAUCUUGCUGAAGUUCCGCGAGCAUAUUCGCACGCAAGCAGGGUGAAGGAGCAUGCUACGUAGCCGUCCUAGGUCACACUCUGGUGGCACGAUGACAUAACAGGCAGCGUGUGUCGUAAUACCACACCACUCACACCGCAUUCCCGCCAGGACGUCCGAGGAGCCACAGGUGCGUCGGCAGACCUUACAGCGGGCACCUGAGGGGAUGUUUCCCUCCCGCCAGUGGUGGUGAAGCGUAUCAAUGUCCUGACUCCCAUCCUGGUGGCAGAGACGACAGUCACCACAACUGAACGCAGCACAGUCUGAGUGGGCAUGCAGCUCACAAACUUCACAGCGAAUGGCUGUGUUUCCCUCCAGAUGUUUUCGACACACACAGCAGAAUCUCUUUUUCUGCCCUGCUGGACCAAAGCAAUGGGCGACAGGGACCCGCACCAGCGUCGGGGCCAUGCAUGAACAGACAGUCCUCACAGUCUUCAGGCACUUCUCAUGACACAUAAAGUUACACACUUCACAAAUGAAUCCGAUAAGACCCCAUAUGAAAUCACUGCAGUUGUGGCAGAACGUUGGUUUGGUGAGAGUCACUUUCCUAAAACAAUGUCCGGGUGCACUGACAUGGUACCUUGAGCGAGACCCAGGGGACUGUUGUGCCUUUUUCCUACCGGACAGGGGGCUUGCGCUUGGGCUUUCCAUGAUAGAAUUCUCAUUCUUCGUUCGAGUGCUGUUUGCCAUCGUAUCUGUGCACCACAAGGGUCGUGUAUAAUGAAAACGUAGCUAGGGUGUUUGAGUGAAAAUAUGUUUCCGCUGCCAAGCGGCAAAACCAGCGAGCUCCAGCUACGUUAUGCCCAACCGCCGUGUCAUUACACUUUGGAGCCAGUGGUGCCAGCUGCUGCUGGAGCCAUAGCGGUCAUGAAGUUAGUGUUUUUCUUUGGCAGCUUUUACACAUAAUCUGCUAGCUACUUCCGCCCGCAGUUUUCAUAGCUGUGCAGCGGUUUUCAUCCGCCCUCACAAGGUUGGCCCUCAUAGCGCCCAGGCAUGAUGAGUGAGUGACCGAUGGUGCAGCUGUAGAAUUUCGAUGGUGCAGCUGUAGAAUUUUUUGAGGAUCUGAGGACCCAUGCCAAAUCUUUUCAGUCUCCUGAGGGGGAAUAGGCUUUGUCGUGCCCUCUUCACGACUGUCUUGGUGUGUUUGGACCAUGAUAGUUCGUUGGUGAUGUGGACACCAAGGAACUUGAAGCUCUCAACCUGUUCCACUACAGCCCCAUCGAUGAGAAUGGGGGCGUGCUCAGUCCUCUUUUUUUCCCCCUGUAGUCCACAAUCAUCUCCUUUGUCUUGGUCACGUUGAGGGAGAGGUUGUUGUCCUGGCACCACACGGCCAGGUCUCUGACCUCCUCCCUAUAGGCUGUCUCAUCGUUGUCGGUGAUCAGGCCUACCACUGUUGUGUCGUCGGCAAACUUAAUGAUGGUGUUGGAGUCGUGCCUGGCCAUGCAGUCAUGGGUGAACAGAGAGUACAGGAGGGGACUGAGCACGCACCCCUGAGGGGCCCCCGUGUUGAGGAUCAGUGUGGCAGAUGUGUUGUUACCUACCCUUACCACCUGGGGGCGGCCCGUCAGGAAGUCCAGGAUCCAGUUGCAGAGGGAGGUGUUUAGUCCCAGGAUCCUUAGCUUAGUGAUGAGCUUAGAGGGCACUAUGGUGUUGAAUGCUGAGCUGUAGUCAAUGAAUAGCAUUCUCACGUAGGUGUUCCUCUUGUCCAGGUGGGAAAGGGCAGUGUGGAGUGCAAUAGAGAUUGCAUCAUCUGUGGAUCUGUUGGGGCGGUAUGCAUAUUGGAGUGGGUCUAGGGUUUCUGGGAUAAUGCUGUUGAUGUGAGCCAUGACCAGCCUUUCAAAGCACUUCAUGGCUACAGACGUCAGUGCUACGGGUCGGUAGUCAUUUAGGCAGGUUCUUAGUGUGUGUGUGUGUGUGUGUGUGUAUAUGGGUGAGAAUUAUUUUAAAUCCAUUUUGAAAUCAGGCUGUAAGACAACAAAAUGUGGAAUAAGUCAAGUGGUAUGAAGACUUUCUUAUGGCACUGUAUCUAAGACAACCUGCAAUCUACUGCUACCUGUAAAUGUAUUCUCUUAACUAUUACAAAUAAUAAUAUGGUUUGGAUAUUGAUAUGUGUUUACCCAGCUGAAUUGCGGCUCUGUUUGACUCGUUUGGGAUUACGCUAGGCCCUCUGAAAGUCCACAUGUGAUUCUAACACUCAGUAAUGACAUUAUGUAAGGUGACAUAGCCCAAUAUGAGUAUUUUGAUUUUGAAUGUUCCAUCACUUGCUGAAACAAAAGGUAUAUUGAGGAGCUUUGGUUAAAUUGAAUGUUGAGUAAGGUUAGAACUAGUAGUAUGUGUUGAUACACAAAAAAAAAACGAUUGUGUAGUUGAUCGUAUCAUGUUUUUGAAAUCCAAAUGGUUCUAUUACUACAUUUCUAGAUCAAUGCAGAGUCUGCUUGCUAAAGAAAGUCAAAAUAUAGUUGUAAAUUAUGUUAUUGGUGUUGCGAGUCUUUACUUGGUCUGUCUCUUCAGGAAUAAUGCACCAAAGAUGGCCGCCACACACUCCAUGCUGCAGGAGCGUAUCCAGGUGGCCCAAGAGCUUCUCAAGCGUGUGGACCUGCUCUGUGCGAGGCAGGCGCGCGAUGUGGAGGGCCGGGCCAAGCUCUGCAGCAAGCUGCGCGCCGAGCUCAAGUUCCUGACCAAGGUGGAGGCGGGCAAGGUGCUCAUCAAGGAGUCCCACCUGCAGAGCACCAACCUCACCCACCUGAAGGUGAGUCUUGUAUAUAUUGUAUUUUCCAAUGGAAUUAUAUGUUGAAAAGGUUCCUUUAGUUCCAAUUUAGGUUCCAAUGGACAGUUAGUCCUGCUCUUGCUGUCCAUUGUUUUACCCAUCUGACAAUGAGGACCAUAUUGGAAAUAUGUUGGUUGACUUUUUGGUUGUAAUCCUCACUGGUUUUUACUGUGUGUGUUGUUGUGUUCACAUCAACUCGUAUUUGAAUUGUGACUCUUUCCAAUAAAAACAGGCCAUCGUGGAGUCGGCCGAGUCCCUAGAGAUGGUGGUGAGCGUGCUGCAUGUGUUCGCCUACGAGGACGCCGGCGGCAUCAAGCAGACGCUGGUGGUGGAUGUGGUGGCCAACGGCGGGCACACCUGGGUCAAGGCCAUUGGGCGCAAGGCAGAGGCACUGCACAACAUCUGGCAGGGCCGGGGCCAGUACGGAGACAAGAGCGUGGUGGAGCAGGCUGAGGACUUCCUGCAGGCCAGCCGCCAGCAGCCUGUGCAGUACAGCAACCCACACAUUAUCUUUGCCUUCUACAACGGCGUCUCCAGCCCCAUGGCCGACCGCCUGCGGGAGAUGGGCAUCUCGGUGCGCGGGGACAUCGUGGCGGUAAACUUGGUGAUGGCGGAUGAGGAGGAGGAGGAAGGAAGCGAGGAGGGGGAAGAGAGGGGGGGAGCAAACGAGGGGGGCAAGGAACACUGCUACGAAGAGGAAGAGCGAGAAGGCAAGGCUGCGGAGGAAGAUGAAGACGAUGAAAACUUUGUCGAAGAAGAAGACGUCGAGCACACGCGAGUGGACCGCGACACCGUCGUGGCUAGCCUGGCCUUCCCCACCGAGGUCAAGGUGGAUGUGUGCCGGCGGGCCAACCUGGACAUCACAACACUCAUCACGUACGUGUCGUCACUGAGCCACGGCCACUGCCGCUUGGCCUUCAAGGAGCAGGUGCUGACUGAGCAGGCAGCCCAGGAGCGGCAAGAGAAGGUCCUCCCCCGCCUCCAGGAGUUCAUGGCGGGCAAGGAGCUGUACGCGUGCCAGUCGGCCGUACACGACUUCCGCGUCAUCCUGGACACGCUGGGCGGCCCCGGCGAGAAGGCGCGUGCCGACGAGCUGCUGAGGCGGCUGCGAGUGGUGCCCGACCAGCCGUCAGAACGCACGCAGCGUCUCACGUCCAGCUCCAAGGUGAACCCCCGCUCGCUCAUGAUUUUCGGCACGGGCGACACACUACGGGCAGUCACAAUGACGGCCAACAGUGGCUUUGUGAGAGCGGCAGCCAAUCAGGGCGUGCGGUACAGCGUGUUCAUCCACCAACCGCGUGCCUUGACGGAGGGCAAAGAGUGGAGGGCCACGCCCAUA